AUGUCGAACGAAUGGAUGAAGGAUGGAACAGAAGCGGCUCUAUCAACCGUUAUAUCACUGAAUGAAAAAGAUCUUGACGAUGCAGCAAAAUACACAGGACUUGCAGAAGACUACUCCUUAGAUCCUGAAUACGAAAAAAAAUUCGUGAGAAAGAUCGACUGGUAUAUCCUACCAAUGAUUGCAGCACUGAUGUCCUGUCAGUUGAUGGACAAAACAACCAACUCUUAUGCGGCGGUUAUGGGGCUUCGGACAGAUCUUAAGAUGAGCUCGCAAGAGUAUAGUUGGGUAGGAUCAUCUUUUUAUCUCGGCUAUUUGGUAUUUGAGUACCCUGCUGGGUUGGCCUUACAGAAAUUACCCUUGUCCAAAACUUUGUCAGUAGCAGUGAUUAUUUGGGGCAUUGUACUAAUGUGUCAUGCAGCUUGCCAAUCCGCUGCAACAUUUCUUCUCUGUCGUACAUUGUUAGGAGUGUUUGAAGGAUUUAUGAAUCCAGCAUACAUCUUGCUGACCUCUCAAUGGUACAAGAAGGAGGAACAGUUUAUGAGAACUUGUUUUUGGUACGGCUCUCAGGGAUUAGGAACUUUAUUGGGUGCAGCAAUUGCCUAUGGGCUGAAAGUUCACAGAGAUGGAGAGCACUCGUUUGCCUCAUGGAGGCUAUUUUACAUUAUCACUGGUGUGAUCACAAUUUUUCUUGGUGUCGUCUCAAUGCUUCAUAUCCCAGAUCUCCCAGUGAAAGCUUGGUUCUUAAAUGAAGAAGAUAAACGUUGUUGUGUUGAAAGAGCUCGACACAAUCAACAAGGUUUUGGAAACCACCGACUAAAACUUCCUCAACUAAGAGAAGCUGCACUUGAUCCAAUAACGUACCUGAUCUUUAUCUAUGCCAUGACCUAUGCUAUUCCAAAUGGGGGGCUCAAUAAUUUUGGAACGAUUUUACUCAACUCAGACUUUGGAUUCAGCACUACCGACUCAAUUUUAAUGAACAUGCCUGGUGGUGCCAUUGAUGUUGUCAUCCCUCCCUUAGUGGCUAUUAUCAACCACAAGUUCCUGAAGGAUAAAAGACUUAUCUCUAUGAUACUGGUCAAUCUUCUCUGCGUGGUUGGCACCUGUCUUCUCAUCUUCACAGGCCCUAGGGGAUCCAGACUUGCAGGAUACUACAUCAUUUAUACGUCAACAACAUGUAUGGCGGGAAUAGCAUCUAUCGUCUCAUCCAAUGUUGCUGGCCACUCGAAAAAGGUUGUCGUCAGCACUGUUUUCCUCAUUGGAUACUGUGCUGGAAAUAUGAUUGGGCCCCAAACAUUUGUUGAGGCGCAGGCUCCGGAUUAUGUUGGUGCUAAGACCGCAAUGCUGGUCUGUUAUUGUGUUGGAGCAGCCGCUAUGGGGGCGAUGUAUGUGAUUUACUACAGGAGAAACCGCAAGUGGGGAAAACCAGCAGCUGAGACUGGAGAUCUUGCUUUUGCAGAUCUGACGGACAAGCAAAACCCAGAUUUCAGAUACGAGCUUUAA
Messenger RNA from Ogataea polymorpha, 1500 nucleotides. RefSeq lists its product as uncharacterized. Lineage: Eukaryota; Fungi; Ascomycota; Pichiomycetes; Pichiales; Pichiaceae. Gene Ontology annotation, cellular component: membrane. Gene Ontology annotation, molecular function: transmembrane transporter activity. Bases 1 to 1500 code for a protein of 499 amino acids. Gene Ontology annotation, biological process: transmembrane transport. The record is from RefSeq and is a predicted model, not a curated record. The transcript has 2 exons.